Molecule: messenger RNA, 1016 nt
Organism: Hipposideros armiger (great roundleaf bat)
Lineage: Eukaryota; Metazoa; Chordata; Mammalia; Chiroptera; Hipposideridae
Gene: TMC4
Product: transmembrane channel like 4
Exons: 4
Coding region: 1-807 (268 amino acids)
Cellular component (GO): plasma membrane
Molecular function (GO): mechanosensitive monoatomic ion channel activity
Source: RefSeq, a predicted model, not a curated record
AUGGGCAAAGAUGACUUGGAGCUUGCGCUUAUAAGUGAUACGGAAUCCAAGCACAAAUUUCGGAAAAAAGAUUUAUUUUCAUUGCUUCAUUCUCAGAAAAUGGACUUGGAAAUUUGCAGUGAACCUGAGGCCGUGCCUUAUGCAACACGUGCCAAAGACAUGGGACUCGCCCGGCUCCUACCCCUCAGGUUCCUCUGUGGCCUCUGUCCCGGGGCGCUGCGUCGUGUAGCAGGAACCCAGGAAUUCCAGGUGCCCGACGAGGUGCUAGGGCUCAUCUAUGCGCAGACGGUGGUCUGGGUGGGGAGUUUUUUCUGCCCUCUACUACCCCUGCUCAACACAGCCAAGUUCCUGCUGCUCUUCUAUUUGAAGAAGUUUGCCCUCUUCUCCAUCUGUUCCCCGGCCUCCAACACCUUUCGAGCCUCCAUGGUGAAUUUCUUUUUCCCUCUGGUCCUUCUCCUGGGUCUGGCCAUCUCCGCCGUUCCUGUGCUUUAUAGCAUCUUCCUGAUCCCGCCUUCCAAGCCGUGUGGUCCAUUCCGGGGAUGGUUGUCCAUCUGGGCCCAGAUCCCACAGUCUAUUUCCAGUCUCCCUCAGAUCGCCCAGAAUUUUCUCUUCUUCCUGGAGACCCAGGCUUUUGCUGUACCCCUUCUGCUGAUCUCCAGCAUCCUGAUGGUGUAUACCCUGGCCCUGGCUAACUCAUAUGGACGCUUUAUCUCUGAGCUCAAACGGCAGAUAGAGACGGAGGUGCAGAAUAAAGUCUUCCUGGCACAGCGCGCUGUGGCACUGAGCUCAGCCAACGGGGCUCUUUGACCUCCCUAGCCUAGCUCGGGGUGACGUCCCACUUUCAGGCCCAGACCUGACCCCAGACCCUUUGUAUGCCUCGGCCACGUCAUCUGUAAAAUGGGAGAAGAGAAGACUGCACUUUUUUCCAUCCCUGGGUUUCUGAGAUUGCCAGGGCCCUGAACCCCCUGAUUUUAAUGAACCUCAUUAUUUUAUCAAUAAACAGCCAAGGCUGCUGA